This is a messenger RNA of Pseudopodoces humilis (Tibetan ground-tit), 2198 nucleotides long. Lineage: Eukaryota; Metazoa; Chordata; Aves; Passeriformes; Paridae. The record is from RefSeq and is a predicted model, not a curated record.
CCCCCCCACACACUGCAGAGCCAUUUGUGAGCUGAAAUCCUGCAUAGAAGGGCCAGACCCUGGAGAGCCUCUCAGGAGUGUUGAGGAAGAUGCAAGGCAUUGUGGUAGCUCCUGUCCUGAGAGAUCUUGGAUGAACUUCCAGAUGCUCUGGUGCCCCAUGAGAGCUGCCAUGAGGUUUAUCAGCAAGGGAACAGGUAUACAGGUGUCUGGAACAGAUCUGUCCCAGUGCCAAGGGCCACGGAGCCUGGCCUCUGCAGCCCUUGUCCCCUCGUUCUCCUGGCCUAUGGACUUUUUAUUAUGCUUUUAAAGAUGUCCAGUCACUGUGGAAAGCAUAUUUCCUGUGGCUUUAAUUAGAUUAUGCUGGAAGAAACAGCAAGACAAAGGGGUUCCCAGCCUGGCCUUGGAUUUGUUUUUCACUGCUGAUUGAAACAACAGGAAAUCUGGUGUGGAGAUAGGUCAGCAGGAUGUGGCUCCUGUGACUCCUGACUCCUUGCCUGCUUCCAUGUACCCCUAGCACCUGGUGUGGUGUUACCAGUCUUGCAUGGUGACCGCUAGCAGGAGGGGCUGCCACUGCCUCAGCAAAGGAUCCCAGUGCCUGGAGGAGAUGUCAGGAUUGGGGACUGCCCAUCCAGGGAAAAAGCAGGCAGACUGCCCUGUAAGCUGUGGGAGCUGUUUCAGGAACUCAGCUGAGAAAAUAAACAGGAAAUCCUACAAGUGUCAAAUGUGGCUUUCGGUGAGGUGCCUCUUGGGUGGAAAUCCCUACACCCCCUAUCCAGGAUGGGAUGCCUGCCUUGCUGCCCAAGCAAGGGCGGGGGUAAGCCGGAGCGCCGCUCCAGUUCCCUCCCUAUCUUGGGCACGUCGCUGGACCGCACCCUCCCGGGGCAGCCCGCGCCCCUCUGAGAGCGGCCGUGUCCUCGCAAACGCCGGAGAUGAGCUGUUUACAGUCCCUUCCCGGGGCACGAAAGACCUCACGGUGGUGGCCAUCCUGCGCUGCUACCCCUUCCGGGCCGAGGAGGUGCCGGCGGCGGGGACCCCGCCUGCUCCCCGCCUCUGUGGCCCCCCAGGCGGGUCCCAACCUCCGGGCCAGCCUGUGCCUGCAGAAACUCCACGUCCAGAACCGCGCUGGAUCCCGGAGUGCCGCAGAACGGUGCUCGUCGCUCGCCCGGGGCUUGGGGACGAAGCCGCGGGGAGCCGCCCCCUCCAGGCCUCUGACCCCGGCCUCACCGACCCUGGGGACAAGGUGCUCAUGCGCUGGUGGUGGAGCUUGGCCUCAACAGGGCGGACGAGCUGCCGGAGCUCUGGCUCGGUCACCACGAGCUCGAUUCCUCGUCGGACCUGCCGGCCGGCUCCUGAGGCUGGGGCGGGGGCGCUUCUACCUCACCCCACCGGUGAGCAGCGACCCGACUGCCCCAGGUACCGGCGCUGCGGGCGGAGGGAACGCUCGGAACCCGGCCGAGUGUGGGAAGGAGCGGGAGGAGGAGCUGGGGCCGCGCUGCCUGCCCCAAAACGCUUAGGGGUUGCGGUGGGCCCGGCAGGCGUGGCUCUCAAGAUGCCCUCUAAUAAAAUCUGGAAGGAUCGUUGUUCCGUCGGCUAUGCCCCUUGUCCAUUUCGGCGAAGGACGUUGUGUGAAAGCAGCCCUUGGUGGAAGGAGUGUGGACGCCCCGCAGCUCCAGUGUGUCUUCUCGGCUUAUGAUGUUCCUAUCCUGUUGAAAUUAUACAACUUUCCUAAUUAAAAUUUCUAAUUAAUUGUUUUAAUCAGUCAUGAACAGUGUAAUUUUCCACCGUAGUCAAGCACUUAGCAAGGUUUGUCAUAAGCUGCUAUUGUAGGAACACAGGUCGGGAAAAUUACUAUAACUUUGAAGUUUUGCUAAACCAACCUUGAUAUGCUUCAUUGACUAAACAUGGAAGAGAUAUAUUGCUGAAACUGGACACACAGAAUGCAGAAUUUGUAGACUACAAGGACAUUUUGCAGAACCAAGAGAUAAAGAAAUUAACAAGGACAAUUCAGCAAUUGUCUUACCUGGGAAAAAGAUAAUAAGAUAAUAACAAGAUUAAAAAUGUUGACUAAUUAGCAUGAGAAGCAAGAAAUCUGUAACCAGUAGAAGAUAAAAUACUAAUUAAUGAAAAUAACUAUGUAUUUUAUAGCAAAUGAAUAUUAAUUUCUUUGCUAAAGUGUAUGAUUAAUGAGAAGUUUUGAA